This is a messenger RNA of Coniophora puteana RWD-64-598 SS2, 1386 nucleotides long. RefSeq names its product oligosaccharyl transferase beta subunit. The record is from RefSeq and is a predicted model, not a curated record. Bases 1 to 1386 code for a protein of 461 amino acids. The transcript has 5 exons. Gene Ontology annotation, cellular component: oligosaccharyltransferase complex; endoplasmic reticulum membrane. Lineage: Eukaryota; Fungi; Basidiomycota; Agaricomycetes; Boletales; Coniophoraceae.
AUGCGUUUCUUUACCAAGGCCUUCGCUUCUCUCCUCACCCUAGGCCUCGUUGGCCUCUCGGGUCUCGUCAGUGCCAAGUCCAGCACUGGCGACUCUGUCCUCGUCGUCCUCGACCCGUCCCUGAAGAGGGAGAACUACAGUGUCUUCUUCAGCAGGCUCGAACAGCGCGGCUACCAGCUGACUUUCCGUGCACCCAAGGACGUGGCCCCUGCUAUCAUGGAGUAUGACGUGCCCAUGUUCUCGCACAUCAUUCUUUUCACUCCCGAGACCAAGUCCUACGCCCAAGACAUCACCCCGCAGUCGCUCGUCAGCGCACUCGAGCAAGGCACAAACCUGCUCAUCGCCCUCUCCGACAAACAGACCCCGCUCUCGUCCCUCGCGACCGAGUUCUCGCUCAUCCUCCCGCCCCCGGGCACCCCCGUCAUCUCGCACCACCCCUUCCCGCGCGACGCCGGCGUCGACCUCUUCACCGCGGCGACCAUCCCCACGGGCGCCGCGCCCAUGUUCAGCCCCGCGAUCCCGGACGUGUGGUACCGCGGCGUGUCGCACGCGCUCGGCAGCUCGCCGUACCUCGUCCCGCUCCUGCGCGCGCCGGCGGAGAGCUUCGCGGCGGACUCGACGGCCGACGGUGCGGGCGCGGACGCGCUCGUGGACGCGGCGGAGAAGGGCGGGGAGGGGCUCUGGGCGGGCGGGGCUAUGGGCUUGGUCACGGGCUUUCAGACGAAUGUCGGGUCGAGGGCGGUGUUUACGGGCUCGGUGGAUCUGUUCUCGAAUGAGCUGGCGAAGAAGCAUUUGCCGCUCGGUGGGUCUGGGGGCCAUAUUGGCGGUGCGCCUGGGAACAACAGGUGGGCGCAGGACGUCGCCGGGUGGCUCUUCCAGGAGACGCUGACGCUGCGGAUCGACAACGUGACGCACCACCGCGCGGGCGAGGAUUUCACGCCGGAGACGUACACCAUCAACGAUGACAUCGUGUACGAGAUCCAGAUCUCCAAAUACGACAUCCGCGCCGAGACCUUUGUGCCGUACUCGGACAUCCCCGACCUCCAGCUCGAGUUCACGAUGCUCGACCCGCACGUGCGCACCGCGCUCCCCGCCGUCCCCGGCAAGCCCGGCACAUACCAGGUCGCGUUCCGCGCGCCCGACAGACACGGCGUGUUCAAGUUCCUCGUCAACUGGCGCAGAACCGGCUGGUCCUACCUGCACAGCAGCGUGACAGUCCCGGUCGUGCCCCCGCGGCACGACGGCUACCCGCGCUUUUUGAGCGCCGCGUGGCCGUACUACGCCGGCGCGGCGAGCACGAGCCUCGGCUUCGUCCUCUUCUGCGCGCUCUGGCUCGGCGGCGACGUCCGCGGCGAGCGCAAGCGCGGGGGCAAGAAGGUCGAGUAG